This is a messenger RNA of Racocetra persica, 127 nucleotides long. The record is from the annotation of a GenBank genome assembly. NCBI's taxonomy places the organism in Eukaryota, Fungi, Glomeromycota, Glomeromycetes, Diversisporales, Gigasporaceae.
AGCUGAACAUUACUCUGAUGCUUUCAAAGCACAUAUGAACACCAUUAAAAAAAAUGAUGAAGAAAGGCAAGGCCAUAAAGUCAAUUUUGAUGUAAUGUGGCAAGAUGAUUUGAAGAAAGAAAGAUAG